UCAAAAUCUGUGAAUAUUUUCGGAAGUUCAUUUCCGAAACUGUUGCUGCAUAUACAAAUUUCCCUCCUUCACUAUUUCAUCAUUUUUCUCCAAAACUUCUCAAAACCCUCUCUAAAACCCAAUCAAUCUCCAUCAAUUUUUCGCCCUAAAAUCAAGUUUCAAACCGUUGAUCACGUUAAAGGGAGCAUAGAAAGCUACAAUUUCAGGUAUGGUGCAUCCGGACAACAUUGUGCAAGACGAUGGAGUAUUAAAUUCGGAAAUUGUCAACGUUAAUAACGAUCCGGUUAUUGACGUUACUCCUAUGAUCAAUGCGGUUGAUGUUCGGCAAGAAUUUACAAAUGAUCGGAGCUUCGGUAGUCGCGAACAAUUGAUUGAUUGGGUUCCGAAGGAAGCUAGUAAACUUGGAUUUGGAAUUGUUAUUUUAAGGUCGGACAACGGAAAUAGUAGGCGGAAAGCUUUCGUUGUUUUGAAUUGCGAACGGGGUGGUAGUUAUGUACAAUCAAACCGUGUGCUAAAACACGAGGACACGGGAUCGAGAAAGUGCGGUUGUCCGUUUAAGUUGCGUGCCACUCGGAGGGUUGAUGAUAUGUGGCGGUUAACCGUAAUUUGUGGAAUGCAUAAUCAUGCCUUGGAUGUCAAGUUACACGGGCAUCCAAUGGCGUGUCGUUUGUCCCGCGAAGAGAGAAAUGUGAUAUCGGACCUAACGAUAGUCAAAGUGGCGCCUCGCAACAUACUUGCCGAUUUGAAGCGUAAGAAACCGGAUAGCGUUUCAAAUAUCAAGCAAGUUUACAAUGAACGGCACAAUCUCAAGGUUUUAAAUAUGGGCCCUCGGUCGGAAAUGCAACAACUUUUGAAACUACUAGGCGAUAACAAUUAUGUUUCAAGCUUCCGAACCUCCGAGGACAAAGUUACGGUGCGUGAUAUUUUUUGGACUCAUCCCGAAAGUAUCAAAUUGUUCAACACAUUUCCAACCGUUCUAGUCAUGGAUUCGACGUACAAGACAAACAAGUAUAGACUUCCUCUUCUAGAGAUCGUCGGUGUGACCUCGACGGACAAGACUUAUUCGGUGGGGUUUGCUUUUUUGGAGUGUGAAAAAGAAGACAACUUUACGUGGGCCUUGGGAAUUUGCAAGUCUUUGUUAGUUGAUCAAGAGGUUAUGCCAAACGUCAUUGUCACCGAUCGAGACAAUGCUUUGAUGAAUGCGGUCGAUACCGUCUUCCCGACAUCUACCGCUUUACUUUGCCGGUAUCACAUAACUUGCAACGUGAGAAGCAAGUUGAAACCCGCGGUUGGGACAAAAGAUAGGCCGGAUGAAAAUGGUAAAGUUGUCAAAGCCGGUGUUGUGGUUGAUAGGAUAAUGGCGGCAUGGAGGGGAAUUUUGGAUGCAUACUCCGAAGAGGAUUAUACCGAGAAAUUGGUACACUUUAGGUCUUUGUGUGGUUCCAUUAAGACUUUUUGUCAUUACGUCGAAUCCACCAUUCUUGACAAGGUUAGAGAAAAAGUCGUGUGCGCUUGGACAAAUCGGGUUAGACAUCUUGGUUGCACCACGACUAACCGAGUUGAAUCCGCACAUGCGGUUUUCAAGAGGUGGUUGGGUGAUAGCAAGGGAGAUUUGUGUCGGGGAUGGGACACCGUGAACCAAAUGCUUGAAAAUCAACACAAUGAAAUUCAAACAUCGUUCGGUCGGAGCAAGACGGUUAUGGAACACCGGUAUAAGGGCCAAAUUCUAUUCUCCCAAUUGAUUUACAACAUAUCUCGAACGGGUUUGAAUUUUUUGUUUCAUGAAGCUAAGCGGUCGGAGACCACGGGGACGGAUAGUUCAUUAUGUGGGUGCACCAUUAGAACUACAUACGGCCUUCCGUGUGCUUGUAUACUUGCAAAAAAGAAAAAGUUAAGUUCACCCAUACGCAUGGAUGAGGUAGCCGACCAUUGGAAGAAACUUCGUUUUGAUGAUUUUGACCCGCCGAAAGAAAAUGACUCCAAAAUCACCAUCUCCGACGAGUUGGAAGUGAUAAUGGAGAAGUUUGCUAAAGCGGACGACACAACAAAAAUGCACAUAAAAGAACAAUUGCAAAAGAUCGCGUUUUCGGAGACCACCGAUUUGAAACUGCCAUCUCAACCGGUUAAAACGAAAGGUGCACCGAAAAAGUCCAAAAUUACACAAGAUGACACGUCAACAAAACGAUCUCCUUCCUACUUUGAACAUGUUGAUGCAUCGUUUUCGGAAAUUCAUGAGACACCGAAGUCCACGUGUAGUGGUAACAAAGGAGCCCGUAUUUCGAAGCCACCUCGCACACCGCCGAUCAAAAAAUACCGAUUGUCUACAUUGAUGAGAUGCCACUUUUUAUGCACAAAUAUAUCGAUAACAUCGUUGAUGUUGGAGGCGACGGAAAUUGUGGAUAUCGGGCCGUUGCGGGUUUGCUCGGUAAAGGGGAAAAUAAUCACACUUUAGUCCGACGGGAGCUCAUUGCGGAGUUGACUUCGGAGUUGACUUCGAAGUGGAUGUCAUUCCUCGAGAUGGGUCAUCUAAUAGCAAGUGCGUAUGAUAUGGUGUGCGUCGAUUUGACGAGGUUUGGACUAAGUGAGACUUUCUUUCCACUUCAUAGUCGGCCGCCGUUGGACGCGUCGGGCCGCAUCAUAUGCAUCGGGUAUCUACGAUCGCGGCACUUCGUUCAAGUGUUUUUGAAACCGGGUUGUCCUAUACCGGCUACUUCUUGUCAAUGGACGGCACAUCGUUCAAAUGAGGCGGAGACUUGGCCGGAUCCGUUUGUUUCGAGAAUGGCGGAGUUUGAAGAAAUGAUGAGCAAAGAGCGCGAGCAAAAUAGAGAGCGGUCGAAGAACGUGCCUAUUUUGGACUUAGGAUCCACCGAUUGGUUCGGUGAAUUUUAGUUCGUUCCGGAUCGUUUUUUGUUUGGAACGAUCAUUUUUUGUAUGUAUUGUUGUUUAUCAUGUAAAAUCGGACCGAUUCAAUACAUAUAUAAUAUAAGUUUGUUUUAUGUUGUCAUUGCCUAUUUUAUGCCUAUUUUGUAUGCUUUUGGUAUUGUUUACACAAAACAGAAUGCAAUGCACAAAAUGCAAAAUUCACCUCUGUUUCUGCAUAAUUCGGAAAUGAACUUCCGAAAUAUACAUGUCUGGAGCCUAUUUUCGGAAGUUCAUUUCCGAAAUGUCCCCUGAGGCAGGAUAAGGUUUGUUGGGCCAUCAAUGCUCCAAUAAGUCUAUAAAUACUACACACUCUUCUUCAUCCUCUUCACACCACAAAACACAAAUGACACAAACCUACCCCCACCUACCAUUCGUCUACUUUGAAACCGGCUACCCGAUGCCGUUCCAAUUUCGCUUCUCGCGCGACACGCCGUUUGCGGAAUUGAUACCGUCGCUCAACACGCUUUUGCGCUAUCCCGAGAAUUGAAAGGUUGUCAAGCUCGAGUACCGCUCACCAUCGCUUAACGACGAGGGAGGCAUUAAGUUCACACAUUUUGAGAUCAAGAACGACGAAGAUUUAGCGGUUAUGUGGACAACGUUCGACCGAUUUUCUUCGAAAGGCCCGAUCGAGUUGGACGCCAAACUUCAAAGAUCGGCGGACGACGUUAUCAAAAUGUUGACUCAUCCCCACCUACCCGUGUUCAACAAUAUGUAACUUUAAUUUUCAGUAAUAUUAUCGUUGUAAUCUUCACCCGAUUAAAUAAAGCGAAUCGUUGUUGUUUUUCAUUUUUCUUCUGUCCAGACAUAAAUUCGGAGGUUCAUUUCCGAAUUCCAUCAUGGGGGUGAGUUCGGACAUGAAAUUCCGAAACACCACAUUUUCUGAAAAUGUAACUUUAUUUCGGAGAUGCAUCUCCGAAAUCAAUAUUUUAUAUUAAAAAAAACACGUUUUCGGAAGUUCAUUUCCGAAAACCCCUUUUUUCCAAAAAAAAGUACCUUUUCGGAAAU
Vicia villosa (hairy vetch) is the source of this 3927-nucleotide messenger RNA. Its product is annotated as PKS-NRPS hybrid synthetase cheA-like. The record is from RefSeq and is a predicted model, not a curated record. The transcript is spliced from 2 exons. Lineage: Eukaryota; Viridiplantae; Streptophyta; Magnoliopsida; Fabales; Fabaceae. Gene Ontology annotation, molecular function: DNA-binding transcription factor activity, RNA polymerase II-specific. Bases 209 to 2452 code for a protein of 747 amino acids.